UCCCUGCUAUGUGGAUAUUUGUUAGCAAUGACUGAUGUGGAAACUACAUAUGCAGAUUUUAUUGCUUCAGGAAGAACAGGUAGAAGAAAUGCAAUACAUGAUAUCCUGGUUUCCUCUGCAAGUGGCAACAGCAAUGAAUUAGCCUUGAAAUUAGCAGGUCUUGAUAUCAACAAGACAGAAGGUGAAGAGGAUGCACAGCGAAAUUCGACAGAACAAAGUGGGGAAGCCCAGGGAGAAGCAGCAAAAUCAGAAAGCUAACACUCCACUUUGAUCUUUAUCAACACCUGACAAUGUCUCAAAUCUCUGGGCCUGUCUGGAAUGCAUUUAUUUCCGAGAGUGAAAGGGGGAAAAAGAAAAUGGCUGUUCUGCAUUGCUGGAAACUGCUUGUUAUGUUAAAAAUGGGGGCAGAGGCUGUGGCUGCAGACAGACUUUUCUCUACCUCUGGCAUUAGCAAUGGUUGAAAUCAUGUGGCUUGUGUUUGGAUGUCAUUUUUGGAUGGAUCCUUUCACUUGACCAUAUAUAUGACGAAAUGCUUGUAGAGAGUAGCACUGACCUAGAUGAUGAUUCUUCCUGUAGCAUCUGGCCCCUCACAAUGUCAGAGGAUUUAAUUGUGUCUAAUCGCAAAGGGUUGGUUGAACCCCAGAGUUUUAAAUAUCUCUGGCCCAAGUAUUCACCCAGUAAAAGAACCAUCCAGAAAGCACUGUUUUUAACAUUAUGUAUCUGUGUGUUCCUGCUGUGUUAUUUACACUGUUUUGUAUUGUACAAUAUAGAUGCUCAGCACUGCCCCCUUCUUUGAUUGCUUAUGAAAAACAAAAAUGAUGUCUUGUUACUGUGAAUUUUUAUACCACUCAUUUUUAAAAGGGCUGCCUUUUUUUCUGCUCCAUAGUGUGGUGGUGUACACAGGAUAAGAUAGAACACACUUUUUUUUUUUUUAAACAUAAUCUUUCCCCUUAAUUCACUGCUGAUGAAUUAAGUCUAACAGAUUCAUCAAGACUCCUUUUGCUUAUUGUACAGGCAUUCGAAAAUAUCCAUUAAUGUGAAUAUUACCUGAAUUCAGUCUGUUUGGUGUCUGCACAGACCAGAAUUCAAUCUGCAAAUUUUGUCUUUUGCCCAAGUGUAAAACUUUUUCCAAUGAAUAUUUUUAUUUUCAGUUAUGAGGAUUUGGGAGAAUUGGGGAGGUGGGAAAGAGAAUCCAAGGUAAUACCAAGCACUGGAAAUACUUCCUUCUAUGAAAUCAAAUUUCUCACAGUGCUGUAUGAUAUUAUUAAAAUUUGGAGGACAACUUAUCUCCACAGAGCUGCAAAAGAUGGAGAAAAUGACCUUGCAAUCAUGUGGACACCAAUCACAAAAAUAAAGCCCUUGUGUUUUUCAUGUCUUUUUUCAGCCCUAUCAGAUCCAAAUGUUAUUAUGCAGUUUUUAAUGUUUGUAAACUUUUACUAAUAUAAUUAGUGUGAAUUGCAUUCUGAUACAAUAAUAAUCAUUAUUAGAAGCUGACAAAAAUCCUUAUUAAUACUGUUGAUGGCCUCUGCUGUGUUUUGACAUCAUGGUUCUUAUAUGGAAAGUUUCCUGUGUAAUCCCUCCAGUCAGUAUUAUGAAAUCAUUUCUCAGUAGUAAUAAAAAAGGCACCAGUAAUAUGCAGUGGCUCAUGAAUUACUGGAUAAAUACAAGGCAACAGGAAGACCCUUUACAAUAAAAAGCCCACUUAACUAUCCUCGAGGUCUUAGAUAGCGUCUCACGUGAAGUAGGUUAGGCAGCAUUUCAGCAGAUAAUCAGUAUGGACAAACCAGGAUCUCAGCCCUCCUUUGUAGUUACAUAAGGGAUGAAAGGUAAGUCUGCCCUCAUCUCCCUUUACAGUACAUUUUGAAUGAGAUAAGGGCAUGGGUAUCACUUAAUCCUCAAUCAUGUAUUACUAGAAAAAAUGUUAACUGUGUGACUCUUGGAGAAAAUAGGAGGAGGAAAGAUAAAAUUUUAGAGAACUUCCUUUUGUCUAACCCAAUAGGGUCCAAAAUGGCCAGUUAAAUUUCAGACCAAUCCACCUAUUAAUAGACUCACAAAUGGGAAAAGAGGUUCCUGAGGCUAUUUUAGACAAUUUCUGGUAGUCCAUUUAGGACAUCCACUUACACAUCCAUACAAUCACUUUUUCAUAUCCUCAUUUAUUAUCCUCAUAGCUUUCUUGUGCAUCCAGGUAACAUUCUCUUCAUCCUUAAAUUUAUAGAGUUCCAGACUGAUUUCAUGUGAUUCUGUAAAGUUUAGGACUAGUGCUGAGUAUAUGUGGAGGAUUUAUAUUCCUAUGUGAUAUAUAAUUAUUAAUGCAUGUGGUAUCAUGCUUGUCUUUGAAUAUAUAAUAGUGCUAAAUUGUGAAGUCAUAUGGAGCUUUUGAAUUAUUUUGACCUCUUACUGCUACUUUGUCUGCUAUAUUCAAACCCAAAGGUAUUACCAGGCCAGAAAAUAAAAAUCAACUCUCCAAAACAUCCACAUCCCAUGAAAGUUGCUCAGCAAAAGUUCAAAAUAACUUCCAAAUUCUGUCAUAUCUUUUACUUUGCAAGUCAAUAAUAUACAUGGGAUUGAAUUUUUAAGGAGAGAAAGAAAUGCAUUUGGUUUGAUUAUACACAUUAAAUGCCUAUUAACUGACUUUUUGCUAAUCACUUCAGCACACAUAUUCUUCCACUUAAUCCUCAAACAAUUCAAUUAAAGAGGUAACAUUAUUCCAUUUCAGGAAUCAGGAAAUUAAAGCUCAAUAAGGUAUAACUUUUACAAGCUUAAAAAGCUAAUAAGUGACGAAAUAAAAUUUGAACCUGUGUUUAUCUGUCUCCAGGGAGCUUUCCACGGCACAUGCUCUAAAAUUGAAGCCAGUUACAGAGCAUGUAUGUCUAUAAGAGAUGGACUGGAUCAGCCUCCAUAUUUUAGAGAAGGAAAGAGUAAUUGUUGAUCUCAAAGUUACCUAGAUGAGUAAUGACGCAGAUGUGACUAGCACUUUUAUUUAAAAAAAAUAAUAAUAAUAAAUUUAAUUAAAACUUAUUUUUUGUGUUAUACUUCCCAGAAGACAUUUUUCUGACAUGAAGUCUAUAAACUUAGCAUGGUUCAGAUUUUUUACAUUCCAUGCUACUCAUUUUGUUUAAUUAACUAGAAAUGUGAUAAUUUCAGUUUUUUGACUUACUUUUCAAAUUUACCUUUAAUCAAUUGUAAGCAUCCUGUGCUGAUAUUGAAAUCAUAAAUUCAUAGAAAUGUUUUUACAACAGAUGACAAAUGAUUUUUAGGCAAUAUCCCCAGAGCUGCACACUGUAAAUACCCAACACUCAAGUCUUACUUACAGUGGAAAUGUACUGUUUUAGAAGAUGAACAAUAUUGCUUCAGAGAAGCAAUAAGGGGUUAAAAAAAAAAAAUGUAACUGUGGGCUGUAAAGUUUCUUGGUGAAGCCAGUAGUCGGGAGAAUAUGUAAAGUCAUCAAGUGAAAACAGGAAAGGAACUAUGUUUAUGAUGUCUUAAUAGGCCCUAAAUUGUUCUUUCAUUUAAAAAGUGGCAGUCUCUGAAGUCAUUUGUGAGCUUGUAUGACUUUUGUAUUUAGCAAUGUUGCAUGCUCACAUAAUUGAUAUUAAAAGUAAUACAUUUUUCUGAAAUGUA
Molecule: messenger RNA, 3621 nt
Organism: Sus scrofa (pig)
Lineage: Eukaryota; Metazoa; Chordata; Mammalia; Artiodactyla; Suidae
Source: RefSeq